AUGACGGAGGUGUCUUCUACUCGACUCUAUCUUGGGAACCUGCCCCGCAAUGUCACCAAGCAGGAUAUCGAAGAACAUUUCAGCACCCAUGGCUCGGGCAAAAUCACAGAGAUCAAGCUUAUGAAUGGCUUCGGCUUCAUCGAGUACGAAGACGCCAUGGAUGCUCGCGAUGUUGUGCCUGCCUUCCACGGCAGUGACUUCAAGGGUGAGCGACUAACAGUGCAGUUCGCUCGUGGUCCCCGGCGCAAGGAGAACUUCGCUGGCCCACCGGACCGCCCUGCUGCUCCUCGUCCGCGCCGCACGAUGUUCCGAAUGCAGAUCUCUGGUCUUCCAGAAACAAGUUGGCAGGAUCUCAAAGAUUUCGCCCGGAAGUCCGGACUGGAUGUCGUUUACUCAGAAACGGGUCGCGAACAAGGAAGAGGGUUUGUUGAAUUUGAGACGGCCAAUGACCUGAAGACUGCCGUGGAGAAACUGGACCAGACAGACUUCAAAGGAGUACAUGAAAGGACCCUCCCUUAUGACCCUCCCCCUUCACAGAUUCAGACCAACUUUGAUGACCGUCCUCCGCGUGACCCUUACCGGUCUCGCUCCCCACGUCGGCCUUACCCACCCAUGGACGAAUAUGACAGAAGGUUCCCUACACCCCGUGGAUACAGUCCCCGGGAUCACUACCGGGAACGCUCGCCCAUUCCCAUGCGCCGAGACUACUAUGAACGAGAUGGUUAUGGACGCCGCACUCCCCCUCGGCCUCGGAUGGAGGACUACCCGCCUCCACGUCGUCCUUACGAUGAUCCUUAUGAUGGUCGACCUCCCCCUCCUCCACGCCACUAUGAGGAUCCUUAUCUGGCAACACGGCCCUAUGCCCGUCCCCGCACUCCCCCGCGCGGCGAAUAUGUUGCAUAUGAACGCCCUCGCUAUUGGUAA
This is a messenger RNA of Penicillium angulare, 924 nucleotides long. RefSeq lists its product as uncharacterized. The transcript is spliced from 7 exons. Bases 1 to 924 code for a protein of 307 amino acids. The record is from RefSeq and is a predicted model, not a curated record. Gene Ontology annotation, cellular component: cytoplasm; ribonucleoprotein complex; nucleus. NCBI's taxonomy places the organism in Eukaryota, Fungi, Ascomycota, Eurotiomycetes, Eurotiales, Aspergillaceae. Gene Ontology annotation, molecular function: mRNA binding.